Messenger RNA from Telopea speciosissima, 1119 nucleotides. RefSeq names its product anthocyanidin 3-O-glucosyltransferase 4-like. NCBI's taxonomy places the organism in Eukaryota, Viridiplantae, Streptophyta, Magnoliopsida, Proteales, Proteaceae. The transcript has a single exon. The record is from RefSeq and is a predicted model, not a curated record. Bases 1 to 1119 code for a protein of 372 amino acids. Gene Ontology annotation, molecular function: UDP-glycosyltransferase activity.
AUGGGUCUUCCAUGGACAUCUCAUACUACUCUUAAGUUUGGAAUUCCAAGGUUUUUCUUCAAUGGUAUGUCUUGCUUCAGUCUCUUGUGCAACCAAAACUUACUAUGUUACAAGCCGCAUGAAAGUGUCGAAUCCGAUUCGGAGCCCUUUGUGGUUCCAGGCAUGCCUCAUCAAAUCGAGCUAACAAAGGCUCAGUUAUUGGGAAGUGUUCAUGACGAUGAUCCCUCUAUCACAGAAAUCAGAAAACAAGUCAGAGAAGCUGAGCGAACGGCGGAUGGUGUGGUGAGUAAUAGUUUUUACGAAUUGGAAACUUGUUAUGUGGAUGAGUACCAGAAGCUUAUGGGGAAGAAAGCUUGGUGUGUUGGCCCUGUUUCACUAUACAACAAGGAAGCCUCAGAUAAGGCUGAGAGAGGUAAUAAAGCAGCCAUUGAUGAGGACCAAUGCUUGGAGUGGUUGGAUUCUAGAGAAGCAGAGUCUGUCAUUUACGUUUGUCUUGGAAGCCUAUGUCCCUUGGCUCCUUCACAAUUGAUUGAGAUUGGGUUGGCUUUGGAGAGAUCGAAUCGCCCAUUUGUAUGGGUGAUCAGAGAAGGAAACAACAAUAAACCGUCAGAAGAAUUGGAGAGAUUGGAACAGAGGACCAAAGGAAGAGGGCUUUUGAUUCGAGGCUGGGCACCACAAGUGUUGAUCUUGUCACACAGGGCAGUGGGAGUUUUCGUAACACAUUGUGGGUGGAAUUCGACCCUGGAAGGGGUAAGUGCAGGUGUGCCUAUGAUAAUAUGGCCGAUGUUUGCAGAUCAAUUCUAUAACGAGAAACUGAUUGUGCAGAUUUUGGGGAUUGGAGUAAGGGUUGGUGUGGAUGUCUCUUGUCAGAUGGGGGAAGGUGAAAAGUUUGGGGUUUAUGUGAAGGAAGAAGGGGUUGAGAAGGCAAUUGGGAUUUUAAUGGAUGGUGAAGAGGAAGGAGAAGUGGUAACAAAGAAAGCAAGAGAGGUUGGGGAGAUAGCAAUCAGAGCAGUUGAAGAAGGGGGUUCUUCUCAUCUCAAUAUCUCACUCUUUAUUCAAGAUAUCAAACAUCAGGUAGUAGAGAAGCAAUCAAGGAGGAGAGGAGUUGAUUUGAAGUGA